AUGUAAUAAACAUAUACUCUUUAAGAAAAAGGAUUUUUGAAUUUGGUUAAUAAAUGUUACUAGAUGAUAGAUCACUAUAAAAAUUAGAAUGAAAAAAUUUCUACAGUUUUACUGAUUGGGUAAAUAGGAUCUGGAAAAAGUACCAUUUUCAACUUCUUGAGUGGUGCAAAUUUUUACAUUAAUGAAUUUAAUCGGUUGUCUUUGGAGAUAAAAUCAACUGGAUAUUAUGAGAUUAAGGAAUUCUAGGAAAGUUAAUAAGAGAUGCCAAAAUUCAAUAAAAAUAUUUAAAAUAAUCAUCUAAUUAUUGAUUUUUCCUUAUAGCUAAGCAAUGAAGGAGCUUUAAACCAAUUAUUAAUUGAACUUAUAUAUAACAAAAUUGUUAAUUCUGGUAGGAUUAAACUUAUUUACAUCAUACUUUGCUCUGAUAAAUUGUAUCAGGGAUGGUCUCGUUAAUUGUAAGAAUUUACGUAACAAUUUAACAUUUCAAAAUUAGAUUUAUUAUUUAAUAAUUAUUGUGGUGAGUUAUCAGUUGAAAAACUGACUGAAAAUAUAAAAAAAUCAAUUAUCCUCAUAAAAGUUAAUAGGUUCGAUUGGUGAUAUACUAAUCGUAAGAAAAGCUGAAAAAUCAUCAUUAAAUAGCGUUUUUAACGAUAAUUCCAGAAAAGAGUUAUGGAGUAAGAUAGAAUAAACUAAAAAUUAUGUAAAUUAAUCAUGCGAGAAAUUUACUAUACUUUUAAGUAAUGUUGCAUAAUAAGCAGUUGUUAUAUACUUAACUCAUUUAUAGGAGAAUUUAAAUUAGAAAUAUAAGAGUCUCUCUAAAUGCGAAACCAAAAAUAUUUAGUAAGAUUUGUCAGAAUUAUUAAAUUCUAUUACAAUUGGAAAUCAAUAAACACCUUUAAUAUGGUAUUUAAAAUUCAUUUCUACUUGCGAUAAAAUAGCUAAAACUCUUUCAGCACAAAGUUCAACAACAAACGAGAUUAGGGAUUUCACUAAAGCAUUUUAGCUUUAUAAAUAACUUUCUCAGUCCAAUGAGAGCUUUCGCUAUUUGGAUAUCAUAAACUAAAUUGGAAAACUAAAAGAAAGAUUUAAAAUAAUAGAAAUGAAAUAACAAAGUCUUACAAUGCAAAGAUGGGGAAUGAAUUGA
Molecule: messenger RNA, 1144 nt
Organism: Paramecium octaurelia
Lineage: Eukaryota; Ciliophora; Oligohymenophorea; Peniculida; Parameciidae
Source: the annotation of a GenBank genome assembly